Molecule: messenger RNA, 1726 nt
Organism: Spea bombifrons (plains spadefoot toad)
Lineage: Eukaryota; Metazoa; Chordata; Amphibia; Anura; Pelobatidae
Gene: CHRDL1
Product: chordin like 1
Exons: 10
Coding region: 186-1292 (368 amino acids)
Molecular function (GO): protein binding
Source: RefSeq, a predicted model, not a curated record
UCCCUGGGGACACACAGAGUGCUCCAGAGCUCUGAUCUGCACAAAGCUACAGAGAGCUUUACUGCUAACAAGACACUGGAUUAUUAAUGACACAGUCUGCUGGCACUGACACACACCAAACACUGCUGCAGAUCAUCAAGAUCUUCCACAAGCCUUUUCAGUUAACAUCACCAUAACGCACAAGAAUGAGGAGAAGCUUUGCCUACUCUUGCCUACUGUUUCUUCUCCUGAUGGAUGGAUGCCGAUUAGAACAUAUAAAAAACCCAGAGACAUACUGUGUAUUCCAAGACAGAAAAUACCACCUUGGAGAGAGAUGGCAUCCUUACCUGGAGCCAUACGGACUUGUUUAUUGUGUCAACUGCCUGUGUCGAGAGGGUGGGAAUGUUCUGUGCAGCAGAGUGAGAUGCCCAAGUCUUCACUGUGCCAAUCCAGUGUACGUCCCACAGCUGUGCUGUCCACGAUGCCCAGGAGAUGGCAUGGUGUCCUGGGAACAUCAUGAACCAGAAACAUUUCGUCAACCAGCAAAUAGAGAAGCAAGACAUUCUUAUCAUCGCUCUCAUGACUACACAUCAGGCUCGAGCUCCGGCAGACAGAGCUUGCCCAGAUAUCCCAGCACAAGAAGUAACCGCGGUGUCCUCUCAGAUCCACAGCAAGCUUCGGGAACCAUCGUGCAGAUAGUCAUCAACAACAGCCACAAACACGGCCGAGUAUGUGUCUCAAACGGGAAAACAUACUCCCACGGAGAGUCUUGGCAUCCGACCUUGAGAGUGUUCGGAGUGGUAGAAUGUGUUCUCUGUACCUGCAACUUCACCAAGCAGGAAUGCAAGAAAAUCAGCUGCCCAGAGCAAUACACGUGUAAAUAUCCUCAGAAGAUAGAUGGGAAAUGUUGUAAAAUUUGCCCAGAGGAGAUUUCUGACCCUCAUUCUGGAGAUAAAGACUAUCCGUGUGGUGACGAGACGCUCCCUGUGUUCGAGUCUGUAUUACUAGAGGAAGGGGAGACGGUGAGGAAAAUAGCAGUGGUCACGGAGGACCCUCCUUUAGCAGAAAUUCAUGUGUGGACAAUACAGAAAGGUGUCCUGAGCCAGUUUUACACAGAAAAAAUGUCUAGGAAAGAAUUUGAAGAACAGCAGGAAUUCAAACAGAUAACAAGAACUACACCAAGCCAGUGGAAAAUCUUCAGUGAGGGAGAAGCACAGAUCAGCCAUAUGUGUGAAACGCGAGUUUGCCGGACAGAAUUGGAAGACUUGGUGAAGGUUCUGUACCUAGACAAGCCUGAAAAGGGUCAUUGUUGAGAGCCAGAGUCCUAAAAAGAAGAGAAACCCGGAAGCCGACUGAAGACAUUGGAUUGCGUGCCGGAUUGCAGGGUGAUUCUGCUUAAGUCAACAUUGUCGCCAAACCCAGAAUGCAAGGACUAUUAAACAUGAUGUGUUGCAGAAAGUAAUUGGCAGAUCCAAGUAUGUAGGAGUCUGUGAGCAGUUAAAUGCUUCCUCUUAUGCCUUAGAGGGCUGGCAUCAGCUCUGAAAAAACACAGGUUACUUCUUUAUGAGAAAAAUGUUUAUUUGGAAAGUUAAUAUUAAUGGAAUAAGCAUAACUUAGGUGAAGAACAGAAUGGCCAAGAUGUACAAAAUACAUAAUGUGCGCGUACGAAUAUGUGUGCAUCGGUGCCUUGUGUAUGUAGCUGCAUUUUGACACGCAUUGCAAAUAAAGCGAUAUGCAAAUUUGCACA